AAAAAUCGCUUAUCAGCGUGUACCACGGAGAAAUAGCUCUCGUAAUGGCCUGACGAUCGGCGUGUAGUCAACGAGACGGCGCCAUUUUUUUAACGUGUUUACGUUUUCAAUGCGCUAUUCGCACAUGAGCCAAUGGAAAUAUCCGUCUUAAAAUGCUUUGGUUAAAAAGUUGGGAUCUCGUAGUUUAUCGUGAUACCUGCCAGUUCGUCAAACACGUGAGGGCAUGGGCGCCAAAAGGCGAAUAUGGCCUUCCGAUGGGUCCGCAACAACAGCAGACGCCGGAUUCUGGAAUUGGUGGCGAUGAGAGUUUUCACACAGAUAACCUACCUCAUAGUGGCCUGAAUCAUGGCAGAUGAAGAAGAGCUGUGUGACUCAGUUUCAGAUAUUGAUACUCUCCUGGGUGAAUAUUUCGAGCAUAUGCAGGAAGGCCCUCAGCUACCACCCGACCUGGCUAACAAGAUAGAUGUUCCAAUAACCUAUGGACUGUAUACCAAAGCAUUACUGAGGCUGGAGACAAGAGGAAUCAACAUUCAGAACAAUUUGCCCCCUUUAUUAAAACUUUUUGACUCCACAAUUGAACUGCCUAACAAAAUCAGUAACCUUACUCGAAAAGUGAAAAAAUAUCUGAACAGUCAUCCGGACAGUCAAACAGAAAUUAUUUCAUCAAUAUACCCAUCUGAUGUGAAGGUUGCUGGCUUUUCUGAAGAUCAGCUACUAAACGGCUCACUGCCAAGGUGCACUCCAACUGUCGGACAUAUCCUCUCCUUGAGAUCAUUCAUACGUGUACGACAGUUAUCCUGGAAAUAUUUACACAAGUGGGUUAUCGAAAUGCUGGGACUAUCUCCAGAGGAUGUUGAUACCACUUCAUUGAUUAGCCAGUGUAAUAGGCUCUUCCUUCGCAAGAGGAAAAAGUCAUCGGCCAUUUUUUUAGAGGAGCAGUACCGUCCCCCUGUUUCUGUGCAGGUUGUUGAGCAGGCAGCUGGACAGACAUCGGAUCACAGUGACACAGAAAAUGAUGUUGUUGAACUGUAUCAAGACCUGAAACAGAAAUUAAAAGAAUUAUCUGAUACUUUAAAGAGUGCUUAUGACAAGAAUUGUGUUUUAGAGCACACAGUUUACAAACAAAACCAACGACUAUUUGAACUCACUAAAAUGGCAAAACAGCAUAAGAAACUGAAACAACAACUGAGUGAACUUCGAUCAUCUUUCUCAACCAGGAAUGUUAACAAACGAAUUGCAACCAGAGACAAACAUAUUGAAAAACUGUCUGCCAUUAAUGUUGAACUGAAUCGUGAAAAUAUGAAUUUGAAGGAAAGCCUGAACACAGCAGAGAGAAAAAAACUGAAUGCACAAAAGCAAGCUUCUCAUUACUACAACAGAUGUAUCAAACUUAAAGAAGAUGGAUUACGACCAGAUGCACUCUCUUUGGCUAAGAUUGAAGAGUUGGAAACAGAAAAUGAAACAUUGAAAGAGCAAAUUGAAGAUCUUGUAGACAAAACGACACAACUGGAAACAUUUUCUGGGAAUAGAUAUGAUGACAACAUUCGCCAAUGCUACAUAGAUUUAUUGUCCAUGGGUGUCAGUGUUGGAAGAUGCGAGUCUGUUGUUCGAUCAGUCCUUGGCAAUUUGACAAAUACAACAGUUGGAAGACUUCCUAGCAGAAGCACAGCAUCACUUUUACAAGUUGAAGCACAGAUAUUAUCAGAACAGCAAGCUCUGGAUGUUAUCCUUUCACAUGAGGACAGUACACUGCAUACAGACAACACUAAAAAGAAGGGACGAGAAUAUGCAGGCGUCCAAGUCUCUGUUCAGUCAGAAAAUCCUGUUUUUCUUGAUAUCGUGGAAAUGGUGAGUGGCAACACGGAAUCCGUUCUUGAUGCUCUGAAACUGACUCUGUCCCAUCUAGCUGAAAAUGUAGCUUCAACAACAGAGGAGAAAUCACUACUGGAGGCAAAACUACUUUUUGCACUGAAAAAUAUAAUGACUGAUCGGCAUAUUGUAAACAAAAAAAUCGUAAAAUCACUUGAAGAUUGGCGAUCCCAAAUGCUGCCUGAAAUUAUUUCAUCUGCUGAUAUAACAGAAGAAGAAAAGACCGACCUUGUCAACAUGAACAGUUUGUUCUGCGGUCUCCAUGUAAUUGUUAACAUGGCCACGGAAGCAAAGAAAGCGCUCAAACUAUACCAAGAUAGAAACAUUCCACGAGAGGACCUUGGGCCAGGGUUCAAUACAAACAAUUCUAGGUCAUAUGAUUUGAUAUAUCAAGUGUGCAAGGCUUUGACAACUGGACCUGAGAGGCAAUCUGACCAAAAGUCUGGAUAUGGGGAGGAGUUUGCUGUUCACAUGGAAGGCUUGAAAAAGGUUGUUAAGUUAGUUCCAUUUCUAGGUAACCGCUUCAAUAUUCUUUUUCAUGAUGCUGCUGCCACAUAUUUUCACAGGCAAGAUAUUGUAGAGUUUUUGAGAGGGGGUUACAUAUCAGACUCGAAUGAUAAACUGAACUUUCUUUUAAAAUGCAUCCUCGAACAAAUUCAAGUAGACCACAACCUUGCUGGAUGCAGAGCUCUGGGCAUUAUAGACAAAAUGAUUACUGGCCCUUUGUGGCGAAAGUUAAAUGAGGAAGGAAUGCACAUUCUGGACACCAAUCAAAUCUGGAAAGAGGUAACCAACUUCCUGGAUGAGUGCUCCAAUGAUUCCACGCCUAUGAUGAAUGGGAAAACAGUUUUCAGCGAAGAAUUACUUCAGAAAGAUGACGUUUACAAUAGUUUAUUUGAACCUGGAACACCACUUCUACAGAAACAUACUAAAUCUGUCCUAGAACUCACAUGUGCUAAUUUGGCUUCUCUGUGUAAACGGCAGCUUGCAGAUCAUCUGACUGGAUUCCUUCAUCAACCAUCUGACAAACUGUGGCAGGAGACAAAAUCUGCUCCAUUGACAAAUGUAGUAUCAGAGUCCGCAUUUGCUGAUCUUGACAGGUGUGUUCAGCAUGCACCACAAAAAAGCACGAUUGCAAAGGCAGCCCUAUCAUGUUUCCAGCGAAACAAAACAUCUGUUUAUCUUAAGAAGUUGAGCCUGGAAAAGAAGAGGAAAUAUUUUCAAAUUGCCCGUAGAAGAGCCCCUGUAAGAAAGAAAGCUGACAGAGACCGAUACAGAGACAUUAGAAGAAAGAAGUUAGAACUGAUGAGAGAGAAAAAGCUUCAGAAAGAAGAAAAGGAACGGAAGCAAAUGUGGCGAGAAGAACAACUCAGAGUGCGAAUCAGUGUGAAUGGUGGUAUCUGGAGGACAGAGGAAGAGCUGAAAGAGAAGAUGAAACAGAUACAGGGGAAAAUGAAAAGGAUGCAGGCAGUCAGAGAUCAGAUUACUUACAGGAUAAACCGGAGUAAAACAUCAAAUAAGAACCUAGGAAAAUUUACAGUGAACAAGAAGGAACUUACCAUUGAUGAACUUAGUCGAAAUCUUAUUUUGUUGAUCUGUGAGAAUGUGGACAUUGAAUUUCAUCUACAUGUACCAGACCACGUGAACAUCGAUCAGCAAAAAAACGCGUCGCGAAAACGCAGGCAUCAAGUUCCAGUUAACAGUAAUGCUGCUAAGAAACCUCGAGUUCCAGAACCGUUACCAUGUUUACAGUUUGCUUCUGGUUCUUAUGUUGCUGUUGCAUUUGAUACAGAAUGGUAUCCUGCUUUUGUGGAUUCUGUUGAUGAUGGCAUGAUGACUGUCCGUUUUCUUCACCGUCGAGGGGACAGUUUUAUUUGGCCUGAGCCCCCAGACCCUAGUGAUGGAAAACCAGUUCCGAGAGUGUUUGCAUUUGCUGAAGUAAAGUGUGAACCCAAAAACAUUAGACUUUGGUCUGUUGACAAUGUCAAGCAGAUUGACCAACUGUAUCUUGAUUUUAAAGAGGCCUACAUGAGUUAACAAUCAUUAUUAUACCGUAUGCAGUUUAUCUUUAGGAGACUUGCGCCACAUCCUGCACCCACGGUCAAAAGACUUGUCAGGUAGUUUUUUUGGUUUUGGAUGUUAAAAUCAACCUUUGGUGUAUUUGUUUUUGCAAUGUGUAUGAAAUAAGCUUUCAUUUGAUAUAUAACAAAGCAUAAAAAGUUCAUCGUCAAGUGAUUUGAAAUUUGGCGGCCAUAUUGGAUUUUGUCCGCCAUAUUGGAUUUUUGUCCGCCAUCUUGGUUAAUUACGCGAGCCCUAUUCUCUGUCUCUGAGGUUCACAUGUCUAUCAAAUGAUUGGUUGACUCCUGCAUAGAUUUGUUUUCAUUUUACUUCAUUGCCUUCAAGGUGUCUGAUUCCUGUGUAAAUAUUACGUAAUUGUAGGAGCAUAUUGAUAUGCAAAUUUAUGCAAAUGAACCCAUUUACGCUCGCCCAUGCCGAUUUUUCGAUUCAAAUUUGAAAUCGCAGCGAAAAAUUCAUAUAGGAAGUGAAUUUUCAUCAAAAUGGGAUUAAAAUUCAAAGAUAUCCAUCAAUUUUUCUUUUGUUUUUGUUAAUUUGUGGGGGUUUUUGGUGCCAUGGGCACAGUGUUACAGUAUGUAAGAAAAGUUCCAACAAAACGACUCAAAACUGAUGACAUAAUUGCCGCUACACAGAGAACUAUUCAACCGAUUUUCAAAAUUCAAACUGUUUUGUGUUUCUUAGAACCUCAUCUUGGUAAUGAGUGAAGUCAUUCAGUGAAAUAACAAAAAUAAAAUUUUUGCUGAAC
Liolophura sinensis is the source of this 4690-nucleotide messenger RNA. RefSeq lists its product as uncharacterized. The record is from RefSeq and is a predicted model, not a curated record. The coding region runs from base 346 to 3906 and encodes 1186 amino acids. Lineage: Eukaryota; Metazoa; Mollusca; Polyplacophora; Chitonida; Chitonidae. Gene Ontology annotation, molecular function: 3'-5'-RNA exonuclease activity. The transcript is spliced from 3 exons.